Prosopis cineraria is the source of this 1111-nucleotide messenger RNA. Its product is annotated as very-long-chain (3R)-3-hydroxyacyl-CoA dehydratase PASTICCINO 2B-like. The transcript has 9 exons. Gene Ontology annotation, biological process: very long-chain fatty acid biosynthetic process; sphingolipid biosynthetic process; fatty acid elongation. Gene Ontology annotation, cellular component: endoplasmic reticulum membrane. The coding region runs from base 75 to 740 and encodes 221 amino acids. Lineage: Eukaryota; Viridiplantae; Streptophyta; Magnoliopsida; Fabales; Fabaceae. The record is from RefSeq and is a predicted model, not a curated record. Gene Ontology annotation, molecular function: 3-hydroxyacyl-CoA dehydratase activity.
CCUGCACUUUCUUCAGAAAAAUAGUUUCUGUUUUCCCCACCCUUCUCUUUCCCUUCUGCUCAUCACUUUCUUCAAUGGCAGCUUUUCUCUUGCUCGUAAGGCGCCUCUACUUCGCUCUAUACAACUGGAUCCUUUUCAUUGGAUGGUUUCAAGUUCUGUAUCUCGUUUUGAAGGCAUUGAAGGAAUCAGGUCAUGAACAUGUAUACAGUGUGGCCGAAAAGCCUAUGCUUUUUUCUCAAACAGCUGCUGUAUUAGAGAUAUUUCAUGGCUUAGCAGGGUUGGUGAGGUCUCCAGUAGCAGCAACGUUACCACAGAUAGCUUCAAGACUGUACUUAAUGUGGGGCAUAUUAUGGAGCUUCCCUGAGACUCGGACUCACGUACUUGUUAGCUCCCUGCUAAUUAGCUUUUCUAUUACCGAGGCCGUUCGUUAUGCUUUCUAUGGCAUGAAAGAGACUUUUGGCUUUGUACCUUCAUGGCUUUUAUGGCUAAGGUAUAACACCUUCUUUGUGAUGUUUCUAACAGGCAUCAUCAGUGAAGUAGGUCUAAUAUACAGUGCCUUGCCUUUUAUUAAGGAAACAGGGAAGUACAGCACAAGGAUGCCAAACAAAUGGAACUUGUCAUUUGAUUACUCGUACGUUGCCAUUGGAGUAUUGGGAAUCUAUGUUCCAGGCGUUCCACAUCUGUUCAGACAUAUGCUUGCUCAGAGGAAGAAGGCACUCUCAAAAUCCAAAAGGGAGUAGUGGGGAUUUGUAUUUUAUUACGAUGAGUUAUUGAACAAAUAAUGUCAUGGAUUAUCAUUAGACCUGCUAAUAAGUAUUUUCUUACACAUUAUUUAAUCACGGUAUCAGUAUAAAAUAUAAAAUUUAUGAUAAGUUUCAUCAUUUUUAUAAAUAAUUACUUCAAUUUUAAACUUUGUGCAUUGGGAAACCUUAUUUCUAUUUAUUUUAUUUUGUACUUUGAUAUUUGAUGCAAACGACAUUAUGAUGUCAUAAUUUAAAUUAACAUUUUUAGUAUGCUGUUUCAUUUUCACUCAGGUGUUUUUCAUACUUCAGUGGGUAAACUGACAACCAUAAGGCUGCAGUGAUACUUGAAUAUAAAUCCCAUGCAGGUG